Acanthochromis polyacanthus (spiny chromis) is the source of this 1552-nucleotide messenger RNA. RefSeq names its product histone-binding protein RBBP7. The transcript has 12 exons. Gene Ontology annotation, cellular component: NuRD complex; nucleus; ESC/E(Z) complex. Gene Ontology annotation, biological process: regulation of gene expression. Bases 128 to 1411 code for a protein of 427 amino acids. Lineage: Eukaryota; Metazoa; Chordata; Actinopteri; Pomacentridae. Gene Ontology annotation, molecular function: histone binding. The record is from RefSeq and is a predicted model, not a curated record.
AGUAGCGCGUGCGCAGUUCGCACCGAGUAACUCGGCGCUGAAAAGGAAGAACCCCAGUUCAGCAGUGACACACGCCCGGGUAACGGUACUAUUAACUGAAACAGCGUCCACGUAGUUGGUUUGCUACAUGGCUGACAAAGAGGUGUAUGAUGAUGCAGUGGAAGAAAGGGUCAUCAAUGAAGAGUACAAGAUUUGGAAGAAAAACACACCUUUUCUAUAUGACUUGGUGAUGACUCAUGCCCUGGAGUGGCCCAGCCUUACUGUCCAGUGGCUUCCAGAUGUCAGCAGACCAGAGGGGAAGGACUAUACUGUCCACAGGCUGGUUUUGGGUACUCAUACAUCAGAUGAGCAGAACCAUCUUGUGAUUGCAAGUGUCCAGGUACCAAAUGAUGAUGCCCAGUUUGAUGCCUCCCACUACGACAGCGAGAAAGGAGCAGAGUUUGGUGGAUUUGGUUCUGUUAGUGGGAAAAUAGAGAUUGAGAUCAAGAUCAACCACGAGGGAGAAGUGAACCGAGCACGCUACAUGCCCCAGAACCCCUGCAUCAUUGCCACCAAGACUCCCACCUCUGAUGUGCUGGUCUUCGACUAUACUAAACACCCAUCAAAGCCUGAUCCAAGUGGGGAGUGCAGUCCUGACUUGAGACUGAAAGGCCACCAGAAAGAAGGAUAUGGCCUUUCCUGGAAUCCAAACCUCAGCGGCAACCUACUUAGUGCCUCUGAUGACCAUACCAUCUGUUUAUGGGACAUAGGGGCCGGCUCAAAAGAAGGGAAGAUUGUGGAUGCCAAGACCAUCUUCACUGGCCACACAGCAGUGGUGGAAGAUGUUUCCUGGCAUUUGCUCCAUGAAUCUCUGUUUGGCUCAGUUGCUGAUGAUCAGAAACUAAUGAUAUGGGACACUCGGUCUAACAACACGUCUAAAGCCAGCCACUCAGUGGAUGCUCACACUGCUGAGGUUAACUGUCUGAGCUUCAACCCCUACAGCGAGUUCAUUCUUGCCACUGGUUCUGCUGACAAGACUGUUGCAUUGUGGGAUUUAAGGAACCUUAAACUGAAGCUCCACUCCUUUGAGUCCCACAAAGAUGAAAUUUUCCAGGUUCAAUGGUCUCCUCACAAUGAGACAAUCCUGGCUUCCAGUGGCACUGACCGACGUCUCAACGUCUGGGAUCUCAGUAAAAUUGGGGAGGAGCAGUCUGCAGAAGAUGCUGAGGAUGGCCCACCAGAGCUUCUGUUCAUCCACGGUGGUCACACAGCCAAGAUCUCCGAUUUCUCCUGGAACCCCAAUGAACCCUGGGUCAUCUGCUCAGUAUCUGAGGACAAUAUCAUGCAAGUCUGGCAGAUGGCAGAGAACAUCUACAAUGAUGAGGAGCCAGACAAUACCCCUGCAUCAGACCUGGAGGCUCAGGGAUCAUAACACAGCUCUAUGACUCUCAACCCCUCCUCCAUUCCCUUAUCUCCAGACCUAGCCUGUCCUUUCCUCUCUGGCUUAUCUUAAGUGCAAAGUCAAAUGUGGGUCUUGCUAACAGACAGUUGGAUUCUGUACCAUUGUGCUAUG